Messenger RNA from Ectocarpus sp. CCAP 1310/34, 606 nucleotides. NCBI's taxonomy places the organism in Eukaryota, Phaeophyceae, Ectocarpales, Ectocarpaceae. The record is from the annotation of a GenBank genome assembly.
AUGUGGGGGGAGCUCAUGAUGACUGCAGCAUACCUGACCAACAGGACCCCACACGCGGCGCUAGGGGGAGCCACGCCGUAUUCCAAGAUGUACAACACAACCCCGGACCUUUCUCGACUUCGUGCCAUCGGCGCCCGCGCGUUCGUUCAUCACGAGCGAUACAAGAAGAAGCUAGACGAUCGGGCCUUUGAAGGCAAGCUCUGCGGUUACGGACCUGACAGCAAGACGUACCGGAUCUACGUGGAGGGCAAAGACAAGGUCUACGAGAGCCGGAACGUGACUUUCAUCGAGACUCCACCCAACACCAUCCCCCCUCACCGGUGGGACGACCGUCUCGGAUAUGAACAGGACGUGAUGAACUUCACGUCAUUGCUCGGACGCCGUACCUCUACGGGCGACGAAGACAACAAAGUGGACUACGGAACACAAUCAGAGCUCCUGCUGCACGAGAUGCGCAACAUGCAGCAAGACAACAUCAGCCGAGCAGAACUUCGCCAAAACAAAGCGGGCAUGGAUUCCGACAACUACUUUGCUGCUGGGGGAGUUAACAGCAACAACAACCCGCGGACUACGACACCAUCCAGGACAUCGCAGGACACGACACUC